Molecule: messenger RNA, 3584 nt
Organism: Camellia sinensis
Lineage: Eukaryota; Viridiplantae; Streptophyta; Magnoliopsida; Ericales; Theaceae
Product: 2-oxoglutarate dehydrogenase, E1 component
Biological process (GO): tricarboxylic acid cycle
Cellular component (GO): mitochondrion; oxoglutarate dehydrogenase complex
Molecular function (GO): thiamine pyrophosphate binding; oxoglutarate dehydrogenase (succinyl-transferring) activity
Source: RefSeq, a predicted model, not a curated record
UACAGUACACUUUCCACAUUCCACAUUUACAGGAGAGAGAAAAUAAAAAUAUGAGAGAGGCGCUGUUAGCAGUCUCUGAGAAUAGUCUUUCGUUUCGCAGCGAUUCGGGUAUGCCGGGUCUAGGGUUCCUCUGAAACAUCUCUCCUUUUUCUUUCAGAAAUUACUGGGACUAGGGUUUGAAUUUGGUCGAGGAAGUGUGGAGUUUUGGAAAUAAAUAACAAUGACUUGGUUUAGAGCUGGAUCUAGUGUUGCGAAGCUUGCAAUUAGGAGAACUCUGUCGAAGGGUGGAUCCUAUGCUGCACGAUCGCGGGUCAUCCCUGCCCAAAAUCAUUAUUUUCAUACAACAGUUUUCAAAUCAAAGGCACAAGCGGCACCUGUGCCUCGCCCUGUGCCGCUUUCUAGGUUGACUGAUAGCUUCUUAGAUGGGACGAGCAGUGUAUACCUAGAGGAGCUCCAGAGGGCUUGGGAGGAGGAUCCCAACAGUGUUGAUGAGUCAUGGGACAAUUUCUUUAGGAACUUUGUUGGGCAGGCAGCCACAUUGCCUGGAAUCUCCGGCCAAACCAUUCAAGAGAGCAUGAGGUUGUUGUUGUUUGUGAGGGCUUACCAGGUUAAUGGUCACAUGAAAGCUAAGUUAGACCCGUUGGGUUUGGAGGAACGGGAAAUUCCUGAUGACUUAGAUCCAGCUCUUUAUGGGUUCACAGAUGCUGAUCUUGAUCGGGAAUUCUUUCUUGGCGUAUGGAGGAUGUCUGGGUUUUUGUCUGAAAACCGUCCCGUGCAAACCCUGAGAGCAAUAUUGACCCGGCUUGAGCAGGCUUACUGUGGGACCAUUGGUUAUGAAUACAUGCACAUUGCUGAUCGUGAUAAAUGUAACUGGUUGAGAGACAAAAUUGAAACUCCAACACCAAUGCAGUACAAUCGGCAGCGUCGUGAGGUUAUGCUUGACCGACUCAUAUGGAGCACACAGUUUGAGAACUUCUUGGCCACUAAGUGGACAGCAGCGAAGAGGUUUGGCCUUGAAGGUGCUGAGACUUUAAUUCCCGGCAUGAAGGAGAUGUUUGACAGGGCAGCUGAUCUUAGGGUUGAGAGUAUUGUUAUUGGAAUGUCACACAGGGGAAGAUUGAAUGUUCUGGGUAAUGUUGUUCGGAAGCCACUACGACAGAUCUUCAGUGAGUUUAGUGGUGGGACGCGGCCUGUGGAUGAAGUUGGGCUUUACACAGGAACUGGUGAUGUCAAGUAUCACCUGGGAACUUCGUAUGAUCGGCCAACUAGGGGUGGGAACAGAAUUCAUUUGUCUUUGGUUGCAAACCCAAGUCACUUGGAAGCUGUAGAUCCAGUUGUUGCUGGGAAAACUAGAGCAAAACAAUAUUAUUCAAAGGAUGUGGAUAGGACAAAGAAUGUGGGUAUUUUAAUUCAUGGGGAUGGUAGCUUUGCGGGACAAGGUGUGGUAUAUGAGACCCUUCAUCUUAGUGCACUUCCAAAUUACACUACUGGGGGUACUAUACACAUUGUGGUGAACAAUCAAGUCGCCUUCACUACGGAUCCAAUGUCCGGAAGAUCUUCUCAAUAUUGUACCGAUGUUGCCAAAGCCUUGAAUGCCCCCAUCUUUCAUGUCAAUGGUGAUGAUUUGGAGGCAGUUGUUCAUGUUUGUGAACUUGCAGCAGAGUGGCGCCAGACAUUCCAUUCAGAUGUUGUAGUUGAUAUAGUGUGUUACCGUCGAUUUGGUCACAAUGAGACUGAUGAGCCGUCUUUCACACAGCCCAAAAUGUACAAGGUCAUCCGGAAUCACCCCUCUGCACUUGAGAUUUACCAAAAGAAACUUCUAGACUCUGGUCAGGCGACAAAGGAAGACAUUGAUAAGAUACAUAAAAAGGUCAAUACAAUCCUCAAUGAAGAAUUCUUGGCCAGCAAAGAUUAUGUUCCAAAAAGAAGGGACUGGCUUUCAGCUUAUUGGCUGGGAUUCAAGUCCCCAGAACAGCUUUCACGUGUCCGAAACACUGGGGUCAAGCCAGAGAUUUUGAAGAAUGUUGGCAAAGCAAUCACAACCCUUCCAGAUGGUUUUAAACCCCACAGAGCAGUGAAGAAGAUAUUUGGUCAUCGAGCACAGAUGAUUGAAACUGGGGAGGGCAUUGAUUGGGCAGUUGGUGAAGCACUUGCUUUUGCUACAUUGCUCGUAGAAGGAAAUCAUGUCAGGUUGAGUGGUCAGGAUGUCGAGAGAGGUACUUUCAGUCACAGGCAUUCUGUACUACAUGAUCAAGAAACCGGGGAGAAGUACUGUCCUUUAGACCAUGUUAUCAUAAACCAAAAUGAGGAGUUGUUUACUGUCAGCAACAGCUCUCUUUCUGAGUUCGGUGUUCUGGGAUUUGAAUUGGGUUAUGCGAUGGAAAAUCCAAAUGCAUUGGUAAUGUGGGAAGCCCAAUUUGGUGAUUUUGCUAAUGGAGCUCAGGUGAUUUUUGAUCAGUUUUUGAGCAGUGGGGAGGCAAAGUGGUUACGUCAAACUGGGCUUGUUGUCCUGCUACCUCAUGGUUAUGAUGGCCAAGGGCCUGAACAUUCAAGUGCACGGUUGGAGCGUUUCCUUCAGAUGAGUGAUGAUAAUCCCUUUGUCAUACCGGAGAUGGAUCCAACACUUCGAACGCAGAUCCAAGAAUGUAAUUGGCAAGUUGUGAAUGUGACAACUCCUGCAAAUUAUUUCCAUGUUCUGCGGCGUCAAAUACACAGGGAAUUCCGUAAGCCUCUCAUUGUGAUGUCCCCAAAGAACUUGCUUCGGCACAAGGACUGCAAAUCCAAUCUAUCUGAAUUUGAUGAUGUCCAAGGUCACCCAGGUUUUGACAAACAAGGAACCAGAUUUAAGCGUCUUAUAAAGGACCAGAACGACCACUCAGAUCUCGAGGAGGGUAUCAGACGUCUCGUUCUUUGUUCUGGAAAGGUUUAUUAUGAGCUCGAUGAGGAGAGGAGGAAAGUUGAAGGAAAGGACAUUGCAAUAUGUAGGGUGGAACAGCUUUGCCCCUUCCCAUAUGACCUCAUCCAGCGUGAGCUGAAGCGAUAUCCAAAUGCGGAGAUCGUUUGGUGCCAGGAAGAGGCAAUGAACAUGGGUGCAUACAGUUACAUAGCACCCCGCCUUAGCACAGCGAUGAAAGCACUGGGCAGGGGUGGAAUGGAUGAUAUAAAAUAUGUUGGUCGGGCUCCUUCUGCCGCCACAGCCACUGGGUUCUAUCAGAUGCACGUGAAGGAGCAGACAGAACUGGUUCAGAAAGCUAUGCAGCCUGAACCUGUCAGUUAUCCUUGAUUUGGAAAAUUCUUCAGUGAAAUUCUUCUGCGUUUUUAAAGAAAGACACUUGAUACUAAUUUUAUUUUCUUUCAUAAUUUCCUCUCGCACAAAAUGAAUUUGUGCUUCCUGAUAAAUAUAUGUGAUCUCAGGGACUACUUAAAAAGGAUGUGUCUAGGAAUAAAAUUUUGCUAGUGGAAUUCAUCUAUGGGGAAUUUUAUUGGCAUGCAUCUCAGGAACAACAUAAUCUAGUUGUAUUUUUGAGUGGAUUUGUUUGUGCUUUUGCUAGAGCGCUAUUUUAUUUAUUUUUUAUUUGGGUAAA